AUGUCCGACAACAGCAGCCUCAUCAUCGAGAGGCGGCUGCUUCAUAAGCAAACACCAUCCAAGGUUGGUGACACUACUACUAAGGAGGAUGAUAAUGCUACAUCAAUGGGCGCUCAAACCGAGGGAAUCAUGACCCGCGGGAAGGCCGCUGCUCUGGCGGCAGCAGCAACAACAACAACAGCAGACGUAGGGAGUUCCCUGAGGAGUGGUAUGGACAAGGAUGAUACUACUCCAGUGGAGGAUGCUAAUGGACCUGCAACUGCCGAUAGCGAGAAUGCUGUAAUACCCAGCGUUAAAGAGCAGCAACCUAUUGAAGGAGGACCAGUUGUGGGUGGCGCGGCAGCUACUCUAUUGCAACAGGGGAGUAGUAGAAAGGAUGCUGAUGAGGCGCAUGAUACUGCAAAAGCUCUUGGCUUGGAUCCGAACCUAUCUGCUACCUUGUUGCCUGCCUCGGCUCAACCUUUUCUUUCGGACAUCCCUGUGGAGAAGCCUAGUGCAUCUGAGAUUAGACGGAACCUUACUCCUAGAGAGGCACGGCAAUUAGCAGAGCUACAAUACCAUGAGCAGCUACGGGCAUAUCAGAGAUGGGUAGCAGCUGUGGCUGAUGCUAUGAGGGAUAGGGCUACUGCAACUGCAGCAGCAAUGGAAGAAGGAGAACAUCAUGAACAAGGGGUGGAUGAAGGGGAUAAUG
This is a messenger RNA of Perkinsus marinus ATCC 50983, 691 nucleotides long. RefSeq lists its product as hypothetical. The transcript has 3 exons. The record is from RefSeq and is a predicted model, not a curated record. The annotation marks the transcript as partial. NCBI's taxonomy places the organism in Eukaryota, Perkinsozoa, Perkinsida, Perkinsidae.